Ricinus communis (castor bean) is the source of this 1024-nucleotide messenger RNA. RefSeq names its product auxin-binding protein ABP19a. Gene Ontology annotation, molecular function: manganese ion binding. The transcript has a single exon. Lineage: Eukaryota; Viridiplantae; Streptophyta; Magnoliopsida; Malpighiales; Euphorbiaceae. The record is from RefSeq and is a predicted model, not a curated record. Gene Ontology annotation, cellular component: cell wall. Bases 90 to 716 code for a protein of 208 amino acids.
CCAUUCUAUAUAAAUGACAGCAGAUGCUCAUUACUCGCGCUCUAAACUGUAACAGCAAACACACACACCGUAAGUUACUAUAGAGGAAGAUGAUUCUCCAUAUCUUCCUCAUCUUUGCUCUCCUUUCUUCUUCCUCUUAUGCUUUAGUGCAGGAUUACUGCGUCGGGGAUUUGUCAGGUCCUGAUGGCCCUGCAGGAUACGGUUGCAAGAAAACUGUCACGGUAAAUGAUUUUGUUUACUCUGGCCUGGCAGCUCCUGGUAAAAUCUUACCCCUUAUCAAAGCUGGUGUUACACCUGCAUUCGUCGACCAAUUCCCUGGUUUAAACGGGCUUGGAAUUUCUAUGGCUCGUUUAGACUUGCAACCUGGUGGAGUUAUUCCGAUGCAUACACAUCCUGCAGCUUCAGAAGUACUAACCGUAAUUUCAGGAUCAAUCUGCGCAGGGUUUAUUUCUUCAUCAGAUAAUAAAGUUUUCUUCAAAAAUCUUGAUAAGGGAGAUAUUAUGAUAUUCCCACAAGGAUUACUGCAUUUCCAAAUAAAUUCAGGAGGGAGUUCUGCUCUUGCAUUUGUAAGCUUCAGUAGUCCAAGACCAGGUCUUCAGAUUACGGAUUUCGCUCUUUUCGCUAACGAUUUGCCUUCCGAGUUGGUAGAGAAGACAACCUUCCUUGAUGAUGCUACAGUUAAGAAGCUUAAAGCUGUUCUUGGUGGAAAAAAUUGAGGUCACCGGAAAGGGUCUCUAGAGAUUGUCUUUCUUUAAUUUCUCACCUAUUCCUUUUGUUCUUCUUUGUCACUGAGAAGGGUUCUUCUAUCCAGUGACAGUUUGUGUCAGGUUUAAAUUAUAGCUAAUAAAAUGUCUACUCUAGGGAGUCUUUUUGUAUUGUAUUGUUUUAGUUGAGUUGGUUCUUGAUGAGAAUAUCGUAAGUGGAAAAGGCAACAUUCCUAUAUAAAGGCUAAUGCCUUCUUUGUCUUAGUAGAUGUGCAAUCUUAGACCAAUAAAUGCAAUUUCUUUCUUAUUUUUUUCUUUAA